This is a messenger RNA of Arthroderma uncinatum, 1146 nucleotides long. RefSeq lists its product as uncharacterized. The coding region runs from base 1 to 1146 and encodes 381 amino acids. The record is from RefSeq and is a predicted model, not a curated record. The transcript is spliced from 6 exons. Lineage: Eukaryota; Fungi; Ascomycota; Eurotiomycetes; Onygenales; Arthrodermataceae. Gene Ontology annotation, molecular function: FAD binding; D-amino-acid oxidase activity.
AUGGCGUCUACUAACAAGAUUGUCGUUAUUGGGGGUGGAGUGAUCGGAUUGACGACGGCGUAUCUGCUCUCCAAGGACAAGUCGAACGAGAUCACGGUUGCUGCGAAGCAUAUGCCCGGUGAUUAUGACAUUGAAUACUGCUCGAUGUGGGCUGGUGCCAAUUUCCUCCCCGAUGAAUACUUUGUUUCUCCCUGGUAUAGUGUAGGUGCAGAAGGCUCUGCACAUGCACGGUGGGAGACAAACACCUGGCCUGUCCUUGAGGACCUGGCACAGAACCACCCGGAAGCCGGCAUACAUUUUCAAAAAUCCGUCGUAAUAAAUCGAAAGAAGGAUGCAGAAUCUGCAACCGGGCUAUGGUUCAAAGAGCUGCUCCGCCCAGAUCCCUGGUAUAAGGAUAUUGUUCCCGAUUUCAAACUCGCCGCCGAUUGCGAUCUGAAACCUGAAGUAGACAACGAGGCCUCCUUCACCUCCGUCUGCAUGAACGCACCCGUCUACCUAUCAUGGCUUGUGUCUCAAUGCUGCAAGAAUGGCGUUGUAUUCAAGCGUGCUACAUUCAAACACAUCUCGGAGGCAGCAACCGUACAUGCUUCCGGCCAAAAGCCAGAUCUCAUCGUCAACUGCACCGGUCUGGGUUCUUUGAAGUUGGGCGGAGUUCAAGAUAGUAAGAUGUAUCCCGCUCGUGGCCAGGUUGUGGUCGUGCGAAAUGAUCCAGGGGCUAUGUAUUCGCUUUCAGGCUGUGAUGACGGGGACGACGAAGCUUGCUAUAUAAUGAUGAGAGCAGCCGGAGGUGGAACCAUUCUGGGCGGCUCCUACCAGAUAAACAGCUGGGACAGCCAGCCAGAACCUAGCCUGGCAGUCCGGAUCAUGAAACGAUGCAUCGAGGUGUGUCCCCAGCUUGUUGGCAAGGACGAAAACGGUAAGCAACGUGGCAUUGAAGGUCUCGAUAUCAUUCGCCAUGGCGUUGGACUACGACCUCUCAGACACGGCGGCACUAGAGUUGAGAAGGACAACAUUGAUGGCACCGCCGUCGUGCAUAAUUAUGGCCAUGGUGGGUUUGGAUACCAGACCUCUUUUGGAUGCUGUGCAGAAGCUGCUGCUUUGGCAAAGGAAGCGCUGGCAGAAAUAAAGCCGAAAGCCCGGCUUUAA